GAGCGCGAUCUUGACGCUCGCGCGCUCCACGCGCAGAGUGAAAUGUGAACUCCGGGUGGACAGGGGGCGCUGGAUCGGGAGCGCGGCGCGCGCCUCCUGUCUCGCCGCUCGCGCGCCACCCUGGCGGUAGUAGGGCGGGAGCGGAGCGCGGCGGGUCACAGCAACACCGCGUUGAACGAGGAGCGGCAGCGUAGUAGCGCCGCGCACGGCUGAGUUUGUGACUCGGAGAGAAAGAAAGAAAGAAAGAAAGAAAGAGCGCUUUUUCGCAAAGUCCACGCGCCACCGAACUGCAAACAUCAUGGCCAUUCGCAAGAAGAACAACAAGAACCCGCCCGUGUUCAGCCACGAGUUCGUCAUCCAGAACCACGCAGACAUCGUGUCGUGCGUUGCCAUGGUGUUCCUCCUCGGGCUCAUGUUCGAGGUAACUUCCAAAGUGGCAGUUUUAUUCAUCACAGUCCAGUACAAUGUUACCAUCUCGUCAAAUGAGGGCUCUGAAGAAACAACUUUGAACUACUUCCAUCAUGGGCUGAAGGACCUGGCCACUGUGUUCUUCUACAUGCUGGUGGCCAUCAUCAUGCAUGCCAUAAUCCAGGAGUAUGUGCUUGAUAAAAUCAACAGGAAGAUGCAUUUCUCCAAGACCAAGCACAGCAAGUUCAACGAAUCCGGUCAGCUGAGCAUCUUCUACCUCUUCUCCUGCGUGUGGGGCGCAAGCAUCCUCACUUCAGAAAACCUCCUGUCCAAUCCAGUCAGUUUAUGGGAGGGUUACCCACACACGUUAAUGCCAUUCCAGAUGAAGUUCUUCUACAUCUCCCAGCUGGGCUACUGGCUACAUGCCCUCCCUGAGCUGUACUUCCAGAAAACCAAAAAGGAAGACGUUCCGCGUCAGCUGGUCUACAUAUCCCUAUACCUCGUCCACAUCGCGGGAGCCUACAUCCUCAACCUCAACCGCCUGGGUCUGGUUCUACUGGUGCUGCAUUAUUUUGUGGAGCUCCUCUUCCAUGUGUCACGCCUGGUCUACUUCAGCAACGAGAACAGGCAAAGCGGGUUCACCGUUUGGGCCAUCCUUUACGUGCUCGGCCGACUGCUCACCCUGUCCCUGUCCGUUCUCACCGUGGGCUUCGGCCUCGCCGGCGCCGAGCAGCAAGGCCUCGACUUGGCGGCAGGAAACUUCAACGUGCUCUUUGUUAGGGUCACCGUGCUGGCUGCCAUCUGUGCCACCCAGGCCUUCAUGAUGUGGAAGUUCAUCAACUUCCAGCUGCGCCGGUGGCGGGAACACGCGCAGCAGCAGGCCCAGAAAAAGAAGCCGGUUUCUGUGAAGAGCAAGGCCAAGAAGGACAAAACAAACGGUGUGAACGGCACCCUGAGCUCGAACGGAGCCGACUCGCCAAGGUCUCGGAAGGAGAAGUCCUCAUAAGCGUUCCCCGGUGUCCAGCGACCGAGUCUGCUGCCCUCUGCUCCAUUCCACGGCUCCAUCCGUUUUCGUCCUCAUCCCCCAACUCCUGUGGGACAUACCUGGAUCCAAACUCACUUUUACUUUGUUUUGUUUAAACUCCAGUCCAUAAAGAUGAAAAUACAGUGCCAUUGAAGAAAUACAUAAAAACUGAUUUAAAAGUGCCUAGGAGCACACAUGCUCUGCUUUAGCAGAUUCUCAAGGCUUGCUUUUUAUCAGGGGAAAGUCCCUUUCAGGUAGUUUAACGCUUUAGUCAAAUUUGCCCAAGGAAUUUCUAUGACGUCAUCCUCGUGCUUCUGAUACCCCUGCGAAUACCAUUAAAACUUUCAUAAGGAUUUAAAUUGAACAUUAAAUGAGUGAAUACCUGCAGCCUGCGCUCCGUUGUAUGCCAACCAGUUGAGCAUUUGGUUAUGAUGUGGUGGUGAUGAUCUGAAUGCUGUCAUACGCUAGCUGCUGGUUCCUGGGUGCCAAAGUUGUGUAGCUUGAAUGUUCUCGGCUCCUCUGCCAGAAACGGGCCUGCAAUUCCAGUGUUGCUAAUUAAUAAUUGGAGUCGGUGCCCAUCUGUUAAGAAUGAUUGAUGCUCGGUCAUUGUGGUAAUGGCUGCUCUUCGGUGCUUGUGUGAUAACCGUAAUGUGCUGUUACCUUCAGCAAAAAAAAGUCACUGAUGAGAUUGGUAUAUUCAUUCAUCAUGCGUUCAUCCUAACUCGCUUAGUCAGGUGAAUAUUGCAGACUAGCAUACUUUAAAAAAAAAAAAAAAAAUUCGGGCCCUUUUCUUUGCCAAAUACUUAAGGGAUGUUAUACAUUAUGAAACUGAAAGGGCUGUGUUCCUGAACAUGUUGUUACCUUGCAUUGUGUUGGAAUGAGUGUCCGAGUUUACUGACCAUAAUGACAAGUGCAGGUUGCAGUUCUGCCCAGACAAAGGCAGCUUCAUUUUCCUUAAUUUUCUGAUGUGGGAAAGUAGCCUGAAAUCCAUCUCAAAAGGGGGGAGUGGAAUUAAAGUGGAAGACAUUAGUUCCAAAUUUUUUAAAUGAAUUAAAAUGGUUACAUUUGAAGUUCUUAAGUGUGUUGAAUGAUACGGGCAUGUUUAAGUUACUCUUGCAUGGUAGCAUGAAGCAAUGAGAGCUGGUCUUGGGGUUCAGGGGGUUUCCACUUAGAUGAACCAGUGCCAUUUUUUUUUUUUUUUGGUUUUUCAAAACUUGAGUUUUCCUUCAAACUGAUCUUGAAAUUUUCAUGUAUGUGCUGCCAAGCUCAUUCAAGUAGAACUCUGUAUGCAAAUUGAGAAAACGGUUGUCACGUUUGGGGAACUGCUGUAACUGAUCGAGCAAAAGAAUUUUCACCCUUUAUUCUUUGACAUCCUUGUAUUGAUUGCUCUGAAGGAAACUAAAAGAAGAGCUGGCUGGUAGCCGCUGCUGAUGAAACCCUUGUUUUCUCAUUUUUGGUCCCUCUCAGCUGAAACUUUGUUCUGCAGAAAUGUGCAUGUUGAGGGCUGUUGAGCGAACGCUAUUCUCAGGAAUCGGGUCUGUUGGGUCAGCCCCAAUCUGCCCCCUCCCUUCUGAGGGGCAACUCUGUCUAGUCUUCAUUCUCUAGAUGCUUUCAGUGUCCUGGGUCUGCAAUGUGUCGUAAUUGUAUAAAGGGGGGAGAAGAAAAAAAAAAAAAAAAAAAAAAAAAAGAUUUAAGCCCUUUUAAUUAAGAUAUUUAUUGGCCCUGGAGAAGAUGUAGUCUUUUGCCACCUGGAAUCUCAAAAAUAAACAUCUUGUGUCUUCAGGUUUCAUCAAGUUAUUGCUAUUAAAAUAAGUUUAGUAAAGGCUUUUCAGUUAAGUAUAUUCAUCUUUUAUUCCAUCAUAUCUAUUAAUGUUGACUUUGUCUCGAGUCCAAGUCUGGAGUUGUUUGACAAUAAAUGUUUGUGUUCCCAAGUAGAAUUGCUACAUAUUGGGAGAUAUUAAUUUUUGCUUGUUCACACUGUUUUUUAAUGUCUUUUUUUUUGAUUAAUGAAAUUGCUAUUAAAGCACAAAAAAGCUUUCUUUUUUCAGCUACCCUCACUUCAGAGUUUGACAGGGUCGAGCCAGUCCAGUUCCAAAGGCUCACUUUGAUACUCUGGAGCGCUGAAACAUUUUUGUAAGACAUCCUCACCUGGACUUCAGGUGUAAACUGAUAAAUUUUGAGGAUAAUUUUGUAUAAUUGCAUAAAGUCAUUGCCAGCACAUGCUUCAAAAACAGAUGUUCAGGGGAGCAAAUUAUCAAAUCUAAAACUGUUUGACCUGGAAUGAAAACAAUGUGCUGUAUAUGUGUGCUGACAUAGCUAUGAGUUAUUGGCGGAAAAACUUUACUCAUUUGUACCUGGGCUGCCUAUUUUUAAAAUCUUUAUAUAUUUUUGAACAUUUUUAUUACUGCCAUGUCUGCUGCCAAAAAAAAAAACUUUACCAGUAUGUAUACAUGCACAUAAAGAGGGUAAAGCUGUUAAUAUAUUGUUGGUUUGUUCCAUAAGUACCCAUUUCCAGCGAAUAUUGCCACGCCAUGAGAUUUUAUUUUUGACCAGACUUGUGAGAACAGGAUCACGCAGACUAGUUCUGUAAAAUAUGGGUUUAUUAAAAUAAUUUCAUCCA
Scleropages formosus (Asian bonytongue) is the source of this 4052-nucleotide messenger RNA. RefSeq names its product translocation associated membrane protein 1 (gene tram1). Lineage: Eukaryota; Metazoa; Chordata; Actinopteri; Osteoglossiformes; Osteoglossidae. Gene Ontology annotation, cellular component: endoplasmic reticulum membrane. The transcript has 11 exons. Bases 299 to 1414 code for a protein of 371 amino acids. The record is from RefSeq and is a predicted model, not a curated record. Gene Ontology annotation, biological process: SRP-dependent cotranslational protein targeting to membrane, translocation; protein insertion into ER membrane.